Molecule: messenger RNA, 423 nt
Organism: Ostertagia ostertagi
Lineage: Eukaryota; Metazoa; Nematoda; Chromadorea; Rhabditida; Trichostrongylidae
Source: the annotation of a GenBank genome assembly
AUGUUAAAUUACAUAUUCGACUGUGAAAUGGAGCCGGAAUCAAAUUGCAAAUCGAGUCAUCAAUGGCAGGAAGCCGAACAACCUGUUGAUAGUUUACUUCAAGGGCUUCAGUCAGUAUUGAGAAAGGUUUAUAUUGCCGAAGCUAUUCUCUUUAAACGAUUGGAGUGCACUUCGACAGCGAAAGAAGCCGAACACUUGCAGUCAGGAUUGAUGAGACUUAAUGAAGUUGAGCGAAGCCUACAACUGAGAAUUUUGCAUCAUGGGGAGGCAGUGGAGGAUCGUCUCUCGCCUUUAGCUCGUCACGAAGCAGAUAUGUGGCAAGGAGAUUUGCGAUGUGGGAGUGAUCUGUUCAUGGAAGGAGACUGUGAAGCCACGGGUCGGGAUAUUCGCCCGAUAUCGCCAUGUAACUCCGAAGAAGAGUAA